This is a messenger RNA of Torulaspora globosa, 4368 nucleotides long. RefSeq names its product bifunctional ATP-dependent DNA helicase/ssDNA endodeoxyribonuclease DNA2 (gene DNA2). The transcript has a single exon. The coding region runs from base 1 to 4368 and encodes 1455 amino acids. NCBI's taxonomy places the organism in Eukaryota, Fungi, Ascomycota, Saccharomycetes, Saccharomycetales, Saccharomycetaceae. Gene Ontology annotation, cellular component: cytoplasm. The record is from RefSeq and is a predicted model, not a curated record. Gene Ontology annotation, molecular function: 5'-flap endonuclease activity; single-stranded DNA helicase activity. Gene Ontology annotation, biological process: replication fork reversal.
AUGCCGACAACACCAGAAAAGAAGAGAUCCGGACAUCUGGUAGCGUCGCCUGAAGGCGGAAUCUCGGCGGCAACCAAAAAACCAAGUACUGGCGGCUCGAAACGGAAGAGGAAAUAUCAAUUUGCCCCUGUUGACACGCUCGGAAACCGAAGUAACGAUGAAUCGAAUGUUCUCCGAGCAAUUUCGGUGUCUCAGGUAAGAAACAGCACGGUAACUAAGUCAUCGCGGCAAGAAAAGAAAGCCAGCGAGUCUAAACUGCGCGGUUCUGCCCCAAUAGCCAAGGCUAAACAUGAUGCAAGAGAAUCUAGGGUAGCGACUGGUGGAGAGGACGGCAUGCCAAGCGAAAAGGUGAUCUGGCAAUAUUCGCCUGUGCGAGAGGAGCAUUCGGAUAAAGUUGGCAGUUCAUAUGAAAAUUCUGAAGAUUGGAUGGAACCCGAUAGAUUCGAGGAACCAUCUUCCACUCCGAUGCCUAGAAGGCUGAAGAGCGUUCUGAGUUUUGCAAAUAUUAGUGAACGCGAGCAAACAGAUAAUGCAUGUCCUAUGUCUGUUCCAGCUCGGAUCUCGACAAGAUCUAGGGGUACUACAGAAAGCUUGAGGGAGUCCUUAAGGGACAUCGAUGAUAUUUUGGAUGAUAUGGAGGGAGAACUGACACUAAAGCCGAAUGUGCCCAAGAUGAGUCAAAUACCGUCUUCUCCGAGCCGAAUGCGGGAGCAGGAGAAGGGGGACACAGCAGAUAAAAAAUCUGAAGGGGAUUGCGCUUACGCGUCGAGCGAUGGAGAUGAUUCGUUGAUCAAUAUUUUGACGGAAAAAAAGUCUGAAAGGCAAAAUAGUGCAAGACCACUUACUGAUUCAGAUCUACUAGACGAUUCCCUGGUAGAUUACUUCAAUGAGAUAAAUAACAGAAAGGCUGGGGAGUGCUGCGAGGACGACAUAGGUAAUGUCGAGGCGCGGCUGUCACAGAGCUUAAGAAUUCCUGAGACUGACUCACGGCAGGAGCCCGAGGCAAAAAUGGACGGGUACAUAAAGCUGGCCGGCUUCCCUAGCCGACGGAAAGGUGUAGAGAGGUUCGUGGUUACAAAGACUGCUGAAGUGAGUCUUCCGAAGAUCGGGCGUCAGAAAAUAUUAUCUUGUAUUGAUGAACAUGGGAAGAAUACCUCUGUCAUUGUACGACACCCAUGGAUAUACUUGGAGUUUGAGGAAGGAGACGUCAUACACAUUGUUGAGGGUCAGAACUUUGAGAAUAAAAAACUGCUAUCGGAUGAUAAAGACCCCACGACGCAGCUUGUGAAUGAUAAUCUAUUGAUACUAAACCCUGAUUUGCUUCUUUCCGCAACCGAAGUAGGAGGGUCCGUCGAAUGUUUAAGAAGAGCGGUCCUCCAGUCAGUAUUAGAAGAUUCGAGAGGUGAACCAAGUAUUGCCAUGAUAGUUGGUAAUAUUGUUCAUGAGCUAUUACAAAGUGCCUUGAUUAACAUGGUGAACAAUAAGACGCUUACGAUGGACUUCUUAGAGAAAAAACUUGAUUCACUGUUACAAACAUUCUCAUUUGCUAUCUUGUUAUGCAAUGCAAGUAUAAAAACCGUCAGGAAGGAAAUAACUGAAAUGCACUUGAAGAACAUUCACAACCUUCUUACUAGAUAUGUGAAACAAGGGAAUUAUGGUUGCUAUGUGUCUGUGUCUGGUACAAGGAAAACCGAUCCACUGUCGAUAGCGAACGUCAUUGACACAGAGGAAAGUGUCUGGUCGCCGAUAUAUGGCCUUAAAGGUUUUCUAGAUGUGACAUUAGACGUUCUUUGUAAGAAGACACGGUCAAUAGUACCUCUCGAGGUGAAAACGGGCAAAAGCAAAAGCAUCUCACAUGAAGCCCAGGGACUCAUCUACACCCUUCUGCUCAAUGACAAGUAUGAGGUUCCUUUUGAUUUUUUUCUCUUACUGUACACUAGACACAAUGAAAUGAUAAAACAUCCUUAUAUGCUUCAUUCAAUCAAGCAUGUCCUCAUGUUUAGAAACCAAAUGGCAACUAAACUGAAAUACAGGUUAAAGGAAUUCAAAAAAGGUGGACCAAUCGGCGAUAUUUGGCCUCCACUUUUGCAGAGCUCUUUUUGUGAUUCCUGCCACUUGAAAGCUCCCUGCAUGGUGAUAAACAAUUUACUCGAAGAUGGUACCGCAGAAUCAAGCGGUCUUAAGACAGAAGACUACGAAUAUCUGACCAACCACCUGGUGGCUAACCAUUCUGAAAAUAGUCGCUUCUUAAAAAAAUACAACGAACUAAUAACUCAGGAAGAGUCCUCAAUACAAUUCAUCAACAAAAGCCUUUUCCUUCUAAGCAGCGAAGCUCACGAAUCGCAAGGUGGUCAUUGCCUCGCAAAUCUGAAAGUUGUAAGCUCUACAAAUAAUCCACUGGAUAAUAGUUCUUUCCUUCAUGUUUUUGCUAGGACUAAAGAAGGUUUGCAGUCGAUGCUUUACGCUCAGCUGUCCAAAAAUGAUAGAGUUACCAUUAGUGAUGAGUCAGGGCAUUUCUGCAUCACACAGGGAGUCAUAGUGGAUAUCAAGGCCGAUUCAGUAACAAUUUCGGCGAGGAGGAAGGUUCUUAACAACAGAAUUCCCGCCCAAAAGUCCAGUGGAUUGACCAACAUAGUCAGCGCAGUUGAUGACAGAACAAGCAUAGAAUCCUUACUGAGGAUUCAAAACAUGGUUUCUUAUCGCAUCGACAAGAAUGAAGCUCAACAAGGUUUGGCGUUAGCGCGGUUCAGUCUGUUGAACCUUUUUCUGCCCCCAGUGCAAUCUGGACAAGUAAUAAUUGAUGAAGGCACGAAUGAACUGCGAUCCGUGAAAAGAUCUGACGGUGGAGAUGCACGAAUGCGUGCUUUUCUCGUGGACAAAGUGGCACCUCGCUUUUUAACUGAUAACGAGUCCCCACUUAUCGCAAAGGCAAGACAAACUCUAACACAAUUCAAUAGCGACCAAAUCAAAGCGAUAGAGAAUGUCCUGAGGGCCCAAGAUUAUGCCUUGAUUUUGGGCAUGCCGGGCACUGGUAAAACAACUGUUAUUGCUGAGAUAAUCAAGAUUUUGGUCGAUGCUGGAAAGAGCAUAUUAUUAACCUCUUAUACCCAUUCGGCUGUCGAUAACGUCUUAUUGAAAUUGCGAGCGACAAAUAUCAAAAUUGCCCGACUCGGGAGGAAGCAUAAGAUACUCCCUGAAGUCCAACAAUAUCAGCCUAAUUUCGAGGCUUUCGAAACAUACGAGGAAUACAUUGAAGAGAUCAACAGCCUUUCUGUGGUGGCCACCACAUGCCUCGGAAUCAGCGAUGUUCUGUUUUCAUUGCGAGAAAAGGAUUUCGACUACGUGAUUCUGGAUGAAGCCAGUCAGAUAUCAAUGCCGAUAGCUCUCGCGCCAUUAAGAUUAGGCGAGAAAUUUAUCAUGGUCGGUGAUCACCACCAGUUGCCGCCUCUAGUUAAGAAUGAAGCCGCCCGCGUCGGUGGACUGGAGCAAUCGUUGUUCAAAAUACUCUGCGACGAUCAUCCUCAAAGCGUCAGUGAGCUAACAAUUCAAUACCGGAUGUGCGAGGAUAUCAUGGCUUUGUCCAACUUUCUGAUAUACCAAAAGAAGUUGAAAUGCGGAAGCGACCAGGUUCGUGACCAAACUUUUAACAUUUCGUCCAUCGGAAAACUGACACGUUUUCGAACGAAUAGCAAUCAUCAGCCCUGGCUUGAGGACAUACUGGACCCGCAGAGAAGGGUGAUUUUUUUAAAUUACGAUAAUUGUACUGACUUUGAAGAGACUUCCGAGUCUGACAACAUAACUAAUGAGGGUGAAGUCAGGAUAAUCCAGCAGUGCUUAAAAGGGAUGGCGAAAUGCGGAGUGAAUCCCGCAGAUAUAGGUAUUUUGACUUUGUACCGGGCCCAACUGCAUCUUCUGAAGAGGACGUUUCAGGGUCCGAAAUGGGCUAACCUGGAAAUACUAACCGCUGACCAGUUUCAGGGUCGUGACAAGGAUUGUAUCAUCGUAUCUAUGGUAAGAAGUAAUACAAGGAAUAAUGCAGGCUCAUUAUUGAAGGAAUUACGACGGGUUAAUGUCGCGAUGACCAGAGCAAAGUCAAAACUUAUCAUAGCAGGUUCCAAAGAGACAAUUGGCUCACUUCCUCAAAUCAGAGACUUUAUUAAUCUGCUUAAAGAGCGCGAUUGGAUUUAUGAUCUUGCAUCGAAUUUUCUACAGGCCUACAACUUUGGCGACGAUGGCGAAUCGAGGACUGAUGAAGAAUACUCACCGAAAAACUCCCAAACAAGAACUACGGGCGCUAGGAACCUAAGCAGCCAGUCAAGGAUAUUCAAAGACACACCUAUUGUUCGCCAGGCCAUUUCUGAGAUCUGA